This is a messenger RNA of Fraxinus pennsylvanica, 2346 nucleotides long. NCBI's taxonomy places the organism in Eukaryota, Viridiplantae, Streptophyta, Magnoliopsida, Lamiales, Oleaceae. The record is from the annotation of a GenBank genome assembly.
AUGUAUGCUCCAUACAUUUCAGAGGAUCUCCGCCUCCGUGUCUUAUCUCUCCUUUAUGUUGGGGUCUCUGUAGAAACCAUCAUGCAGAGACACAAUGAAUCAGUGGAGAGACAAGGAGGUCCUUCUAACCGAGAUGACCUUUUGACCCAUAGAUAUGUUCGUCGACAGGAGAGGAGUAUUCGAAGAUCUACAUAUGAACUAGAUGCAGAUGAUGCUGUCAGCAUUAGCAUAGUGGCAGUUGCAGCAGCUGAUCCGGUUUGGAAAUCUAAGACUCAUGGCCUCAGAUUCAAAUAUCCUAUUCACAGUCUUGUUGUGUUCAACUCAGACAACAAGGCUAUUCCUGUAGCUUGGAUAAUAUCUCCUAGAUUUGCUAGAGGAGAAACACAUAGAUGGAUGAGGGCACUUCUCAAUAGAGUUUGUGCAAAAGAUCCUUCAUGGAAGUUGGCUGGGUUUAUUGUGGAUGACCCUUUGGCUGAUGUCCUGGCAAUCAGGGAAGUCUUUGAAUGCUCUGUAUUGAUAUGCUUUUGGCGGGUUCGUCAUGCGUGGCAUAAAAACUUGUUGAAGAGAUGCUCAAAAAUGGAGGUGCGUGCUGAAAUAGCGAAGAGGCUCGGUCCAUCAGUAAACAAAAUUUGCAAAGGAUCUGGCAGUGCCAAUAUGUUUAAAGAUGUUAUUGAAGAUUUUGCAGAUGCAACUGAUUUCAUGGACUACUUCAAGGCAAAUUGGUAUCCAAGACUAAGUAUGUGGGAAAGUGCACUUAAAACUCUUCCUCUUGCCAGCCUAGAGACCUGUGCAGCAAUGGAGUUUUAUCACAACCAAUUGAAGCUUAGGUUGUUGAAUGAAAAGGACCAAAGCGUAUACCAACGUGCUGAUUGGCUGGUUAAUAAGCUGGGUACCAAAGUGCACUCGUACUUCUGGCUUGAUGAGUACUCAGGUAAGGAUGAUUUUGCACGAUAUUGGAAGGAUGAAUGGAUGAGUGGCUUAACAGCUUGGCGUAAAUCAUUGAAGAUCCCAGAUCCUAAUGUUGUCAUGGAACGUAAAUAUGCCAAGAUUAUUGACUGGGAAGAUCAAGAUACAACUCAUAUAGUAUGGAAUCCUGGUUCGGAAUAUGCAUUUUGUGAUUGUAGUUGGGCAAAAAUGGGGAACUUAUGCGAGCACGUUUUCAAAAUCAUUAAAUUUUGCCGUGAUAAAGGGACUAUUACACCAUCUAUCAGCAUGUUUCAGUAUAACCAAGCUUUGAUUAAUAUGCUACGCUGCCCACCUUUUGAUUCUUUGAUUCGUGAUCAUUCUGUUUCUCUAGCAGUUUGGUUAAAGAUGCAGUUGAAUGAACUAAUUGGUCCUGAAAGCUGUCAGUUCAAAGUAAAUCCUAUCAAGCAACAGAUCUCUAAACCAAUCAUGGACAACCAAGAUAGAGAACUAGUACACAAGGACCUCUAUCCUAAUGGGAUUGUAUCAUCUCACAAUGAGAAUGGCUCUGCACUGAAGCGCAAGCGUCCACUCUCUAAUGAUAUGGGCAGUGAUCUGUUGUAUCAUGCGACCAGCGAAAAUGUCGAUGCUGGGAUGGAAGUUCAUUCAUCAUCCAAUUGUACUUCAGCUCCUCAAUUAAUUAUUGAUCGGGAUGAAUCGACUGCUCUCUUCAGUCAGAAUGGAUAUAUUCUGGGGGAUGCUGGCCUAGAUAUAGAGCAGAACCUUACUUCUAGAGGUGCUGCUGCAUUCAAUAAUCCAGAUGGUUCUGAAGAUGAUACCUUGGACAAAAAUAAUUAUGCAAGUGUGAUGGAGUUAGAGCCACUGUCUAUUGAUGACUCUUUAUCAACAACCAAGUUCCUAGAUAGAUGUGCCAAUAUCUGUCAGCUUGAUGAAUCAAAAGGUGGCACAGCUCUGCCAAUCAAUUCUGAUACACGGAAUGCUGAACCCAAAAUGAACAAUUCUUCUCCAUCGGCAUCAAGACCAGUUCAUUUUCCGCUUGAUAUAACUGAAGCAUCGGGUGACAUUAAAGAAAAUGGAGCUAUAGACUUGCGAAAUGUAAAUGCGGGCACGUCCAAUGGACUAGCCUCAUCAAGUUGCAUACUGAAUGCUGAUUCCGAAAUUGACAGAACUCCAUCUGUAUCGAAGUCUGUUGCUCCAGUGCAGAUGGAUUUAGCUGAAGGCUUCGAUGUAGUUGAAGGGGAUAAAAAAGUGGAUCUAGGGAAUGAAUGCACUAACAUGACUGUUGAUAUUGCUUCCUUGGAUAACGCAAAAGCUGUAGACGUUGAGCAUAAUACUUCUGGAGAUAUCGUAGUUCAUGAUGCGCGGACAGAUGACACUAGUGCGAAGGAUGAUAUAUGUACAGAAGCAGUUGGAGAUCGAUGA